UUAGCUCAAGCAGGUCUUAUUGCACUGAGAGGGACAGUAUAUUUUUUUAAAAACAAUGUCAAAUACUUUUAGACUUUAUAUAAAGAACGCAAAACAGGUUGUAUUAGUUUGUAACAGUGGCGAAAGGUAUCUUACAAAGGAUGGAAUGCAAAAGCUGUCUGUGAUUGAGAACGGCAGUUUGAUUGUCGGAAAGGACGGGCUGGUGAAGGCGGUGGGACAGGCCGACACGAUCGCAUCUCAGUUCGAAGGGGCAUCAUUUGAAAAUGUGAUCGACGCUUCGGGCAUGUGUGUGAUACCAGGACUUAUUGAUGGCCACACUCAUCCUGUUUGGGCAGGGGACAGAGUCCAUGAAUUUGCCCUGAAGCUGGCAGGUGCUACCUAUAUGGAGGUGCACCAGGCGGGGGGAGGGAUCCACUUCACGGUGGAGCACACCCGCCAGGCCUCCGAGGACGAACUGCUGUGCAGCCUGACGCAGCGGCUGUGGCGCAUGCUGCGGGCAGGGACCACGCUGGUGGAGUGCAAGAGCGGCUACGGCCUGGAGCUGGACACAGAGCUGAAGAUGCUGGCAGUGCUGGAGAAGGCCAAGCAGAGCCUGCCCAUCGGAAUCUCCUCCACCUUCUGCGGAGCGCACGCUGUGCCCAAGGGGAAGACAGUCGCUGAGGCAACGGAGGACAUUUUGAAGGUGCAGCUGCCAGGGCUGAGGGAGAAGAUGGUGCAGGGGGAGCUGAGGGUGGACAACAUCGAUGUGUUCUGCGAGAAGGGUGUGUUUGACCUCGACUCCACCCGCACCAUCCUGCAGGCCGGGAAGGACAUAGGCCUGCAGAUCAACUUCCAUGGGGAUGAGCUCCACCCCAUGAACUCUGCACAGCUAGGGGCUGAACUUGGGGCGUUAGCCAUCAGUCACCUGGAGGAGGUCACCAAUGAGGGGAUAGCAGCCAUGGCUAAAUCAAAAACGUCAGCCGUCCUCUUGCCAACCACAGCGUAUAUACUGAGACUGCCUCAGCCACGGGCGAGAGACAUGCUGGAUGCAGGGGUUAUAGUGGCACUGGGAAGCGACUUCAACCCCAAUGCCUACUGCUGCUCUAUGCCCAUGGUCAUGCACCUGGCCUGUGUCAACAUCAGGAUGUCCAUGAACGAGGCCCUCGCCGCCGCCACCAUCAACGCCGCCUACUCCCUGGGGAAGUCACACAGCCACGGCUCGCUGGAGGUCAACAAGCAAGGCGACCUCCUCGUCAUCAACUCCUCAAGGUGGGAGCAUCUGAUCUAUCAGUUUGGGGGGCACCAGGAGCUCAUUAAAUAUGUCAUCAUAAAAGGUAACAUUGUUUAUGAAAAUGACAAAGCCAUGGGAUAUUGACCUCUGCGGCACCACACAUGAAAGAAAACAUGCUUCAGUUACCUGAUUACUUAAAAUCAUAUGAUCACUGAUGUGUGAUGCAUGAAAAAUUAAACUUGUAUUUAAAAAUAACAGCUUUGUAAAACAAAAACAGUAUUCGUAAAGUAAAACAGUUUGUAGUAUGGCAGCUUAAUAUCCCUAAAUAAUCUCAAUGCAGAUAUUGAAGUAGCCAAUGUUUGGAUCUUUACUUCUUUUCAAAUUAAUGGAUGGUGUUUGCAGGUGUCUGAUACCUUUAAGAACAUCACUCUCUGACAUUAUCUUGUAUAGAAUGCUUACUUUCAGAUAGAGUAUAUUGUCAGUUUGACAUGAAAGUGAAAAGAGAACUUUAUUGCCUAAAACCAUUUCAGUUCCACUUGAACACUGAAUUGUUACUGGUCAAGCUGUAGUGAGAAUUGAAUUGUGAUGGAUUUGAAAACCUGACA
Molecule: messenger RNA, 1815 nt
Organism: Megalops cyprinoides (Indo-Pacific tarpon)
Lineage: Eukaryota; Metazoa; Chordata; Actinopteri; Elopiformes; Megalopidae
Gene: amdhd1
Product: amidohydrolase domain containing 1
Exons: 9
Coding region: 56-1354 (432 amino acids)
Cellular component (GO): cytoplasm
Molecular function (GO): imidazolonepropionase activity
Source: RefSeq, a predicted model, not a curated record